Messenger RNA from Mauremys mutica (yellowpond turtle), 1919 nucleotides. RefSeq names its product nuclear receptor interacting protein 3 (gene NRIP3). Gene Ontology annotation, biological process: proteolysis. The record is from RefSeq and is a predicted model, not a curated record. Lineage: Eukaryota; Metazoa; Chordata; Testudines; Geoemydidae. The transcript is spliced from 9 exons. Gene Ontology annotation, molecular function: aspartic-type endopeptidase activity. The coding region runs from base 225 to 968 and encodes 247 amino acids.
CUUUACCUCAGAGUCAAGCCAAUAAAAAAGCAGGGCUGUGAGGAACUUGGCCUGGUGAGCUUCAUCCAACACAAUCUUUGCAUUCAUGACAACUUUACCCAUCAGAAGUGUGAAAAUUGCUUAUUGGACGAUUUAAGAAAAAAGGCAGAGAAAUGGGGAUCCAUCAUUAUAGGAACAGACUGAGUGUAACGUCUUCAGAGAGUGAGAGGCACACAGACUGAAAGAUGUUCUAUUCAGGUAUCCUCACCGAGCCUAGUCGGAAGGAAGUGGAGAUGAGGGAAGCUGCAUCUCUCCGACAACAGAGGAGAAUGAAGCAGGCAGUGCAGUUUAUUCACAAGGAUUCAGCUGAUCUGCUACCUCUGGAUGGACUGAAGAAACUGGGGACUUCCAAAGACACUCAACCACAUAACAUUCUGCAAAGACGUUUAAUGGAGACAAAUUUAUCAAAAUUACGAAACAACCGAGGGACAUGGACUCCAAAGAACGACAUCUCAGCACAGACCAAUAAGCUGAAUCAAACCAAGCCAGACAACCCAAAGAAAAAGGAGGAAGAAGAGUUAAUAUUAGUGUGCUGUCAGUGUGCUGGAAAGGACUUGAAAGCUGUGAUUGACACCAGUUGUCAGUAUAAUCUCAUAUCGUCCGCAUGUUUGGAUAGACUGGGGUUAAAGGAGCAUAUCAAAACAUACAAGACUGAAGGUGUGAAGAUUUCAUUACCACGCAAUAUGAAAGUGAUUGGCCAGAUAGAACAUUUAGCUGUUACAGUGGGAACUAUCCACGUGGACUGUUCUGCAGUUGUCACAGAAGAAAAUGAGAAAAACUUCUCCCUUGGGCUUCAGACCUUGAAAUCUCUGAAGUGUGUCAUAAAUAUGGAAAAGCAUCACCUUGUACUGGGGAAGACAGAGAGAGAAGAAAUCCCAUUUGUUGAUAAUAACAUCUCCACAAAUGGAGAGAACUCUUCUGAGGAAUAAAGACGGAAACACUCACAAAUGAGAAACCCUGACAUCAAAGCAAAGCUGUGCAGCUGUUCCAGAGGAAAUUGCAACAUGUAUAAUUGAUAACACCUAUGCUAGGCUAGAGCUGUAAAGCUAAAUUAAAUCAUAUUCAGUAGCCAGUAACUUAGCAAUGUUGUCUUGUUUUUGAGAUAGAAACAUAUGCUUAUUUUCUAGACUCUAAUAUAGUGCACCACUGAUUAUGAAUGGUCUGACAAACCUGAUGAGUUUACUCUAAUGAUGCGAAAAGUACUUUUUAUAGCAGCCUCAAAUGAAAUAAUUGUGUUUAUCUGUGAUUAGAAGCUACCAGAAUUAGAUUUUUACUAAUGAUUUUUUCAAUAGCUACUAUUUAUAUACACUAAAUUGACACCACCAGGUUCAAAUAGCCAUAAAAGGAAGCCACUCGUAUUAAAAUAUCAACAUAAAUAUCACAUAUUGGUAAAAAAAAAUCAUCCUAAUAGCCAUAACAUUGUUGCCAUGUUAUUAAGAAUGUGACUGUGGAGUCUAUGAGAAGAACAAUCAUAUGAUUAUUCACUGAUCAAAUUUGUCUUCAGGACUUCUAUUUACCAGAAGACUAUUGCCAGGACUAAUCAUAGUUCAAUAACAGCAAUUCUGGAAAAUUCUCCAUCCUGCUAGAUUUGCAUGUUGAGCCAUAAAGAAAGAAACAAGCACAAAGUUUUACUGUUUAAAAAGCAGCCGUGCUGCUGAUAGGCAAUUUGGCCUACGAGAUUCAGUCGUGAACCGAGCCUUAGUGGUGUAGGAUAUUGUGAUCCAAAUUCACUUUGAGCGCCUUUGCUUUUCUCCCCACCCAAGUGCUACUCCAUGAGCCUAUGCCAACACAACAGCUCUAGCCUGAGCUUGAAACUACCCUUGGAGCCAGGGCCGGCUCCAGACCCCAGCGCGCCAAGCAGGCGCAUGGGGCGGCAUUGU